AAAUGUUAUUGCUUUUUUUCCUACAAAAUAUAAUUGCAGCAAUUGUUAUUCGGACUGUACAAGCGUGGUAUAAAGUAAAACGUUUUAGUAUGAAUUGUGUAAACGAUUAAUUGUAAUACAAAAAUCUGCUAUAAUUAUUAUAAUGUUAAGUGUUACAAAAAAUAUUUUGUUUACCAUCAAUAAUUGCGGGUUACCAACAACUACAUUUGUUCGAAGCCUUAAAUCAUGGACCGGAGGAAUAAAAUAUUUUGGAUUUACUUAUUAUCCUAGAAAAGGAGAAAAAGACCCUCCAUAUGAACCUACUAAGUUGCUUAUGGUAAAAAGAGUGAAAAGUUAUUCAUUUAAUCCAUAUUGGCAAAAAAAAAUAUUGUCAGAUAUGGGCUUAGAUCAUAAGUUGAGUGAUAUUGCUAUUGUAAAAAAUACACCUGAAAUGAAUGCGCGUUUAUGGAAAGUUAAACACCUUAUAAAAAUCACACCAAUUCAAACCCCUGACGGAUUGCCUGAAGAUGGAGAUUAUUGGGGAACUCAUUUAGAUGAAGAAGGUAUAUUUAGAGUAUCGCCUAAAUUUCGACCUGAUCAAAAACGGUUAGAAGUUACAAAUGAAUUUGAAACACUUGAAAAACGAGUAGAUCCUAAAACUGUUGAAAGACAUUGUCAGCUUAAAUGGUUAAAUCCUUGGUCAACCAUUGUGUAAACAAAAUAAUAGAUAUGUAGUGAUAAUAAAUAUGAUGUAUACAAACUUAAACAUUAUUUAUUAUUUUAAUUAAAACAUGUUAUUUGUACAUAAAAAAUAAAUAAAUAUAUUAAUAAAGAAUAAAAUUGUUCAAGUAAUUUUAAAUCAAAUGUAUUAUAGUUUUUAUAAUGCAUUAUAAUGUGUUUUACAUUACUUAAAUGUUA
Messenger RNA from Daktulosphaira vitifoliae (grape phylloxera), 897 nucleotides. RefSeq names its product 39S ribosomal protein L30, mitochondrial (gene mRpL30). The record is from RefSeq and is a predicted model, not a curated record. The transcript is spliced from 3 exons. Gene Ontology annotation, cellular component: mitochondrion; large ribosomal subunit. Gene Ontology annotation, biological process: translation. Lineage: Eukaryota; Metazoa; Arthropoda; Insecta; Hemiptera; Phylloxeridae. Bases 143 to 694 code for a protein of 183 amino acids. Gene Ontology annotation, molecular function: structural constituent of ribosome.